Messenger RNA from Centruroides sculpturatus (bark scorpion), 1832 nucleotides. Its product is annotated as sodium-dependent dopamine transporter-like. The coding region runs from base 528 to 1832 and encodes 434 amino acids. Gene Ontology annotation, cellular component: membrane. Lineage: Eukaryota; Metazoa; Arthropoda; Arachnida; Scorpiones; Buthidae. The record is from RefSeq and is a predicted model, not a curated record. Gene Ontology annotation, biological process: sodium ion transmembrane transport. The transcript has 11 exons.
CAUAAAAUGAACUUCUACUUGUAUUAUUUUCAAUAAUUAACGUAGAAAUAUAAUAUUUUCGAUUAGGCGCCUGCCAUGGCAUUGUAUACGAGUUCAAAGUUCAUAAUUUUAGAAGCUUUUGUUGAACUUGGCCGAUUGUUUUCAUUCUCUCCAAGGACUAGAUAGUAUUUGUAUUGUAUAACCUUAUAAAUCGGUUUUAUCCGAGACUAAAUAAUGAUAUUCUCUUGUAUGCCUCUGGCAAUGUUUUGAUGCGAUGAUACAGUUUGACAAGCAGAGCAGCUACAGGCAGUGACAUAGAAGCAGAGUGCAUCAUUACUAUGGUAAAUAAGACUGAAGUUGACUUGUAGUGGGUUGCCGUAUUUUAGCUUUGGGCUAAUUACUAGAGAACAGUCAGCUAAUUAUAAUAAGUCAAAUUUUAAGCUGAUACAAUGCUACUUAAGUUGAAACUGUAACCAAACAUCAAAGGUAUCAAGACUAUAAUAAAGAUAUAAGCUUAAUAUUCAUAACAAUGCAAGUUCUUGAUUAAGAUGUCAAGCCAAAACAUCGAAGAACAAACGGAAAUGACGUCACCCUGCGAUGACUUCGACAGAGGAAAACACAAACGUCACGUAACUAUUCGUGACGAAGGUUAUUUUUCGUCGUCCAGCACACCUAAACCAGCACGACAAGGUACAUCCGAUUCUACGGAAAUAGAAUUAGAAAAAGAAACUGGAUUUUCUGAAGUUUCAAACAAAAUACAAUUACCAGACACGAAUAAUGUUAACUCUACAACGAAUCGUCCAACUUGGAAUAAAAAAGCUGAUUUCUUACUUUCAAUUAUCGGUUUUGCUGUCGAUCUAGCUAAUGUUUGGAGAUUUCCCUAUCUUUGUUACAGAAAUGGAGGAGGUGAGAAUUUAUUUCCUUAUUUUAUUUUACUUAUUUCAACUUAUUUAACUAAUCGAUACCCACUUUGUGUAGGUUAUUGCGCUGUACUAAUCUCAUGGUACGUGUCAUUCUAUUACAAUGUUAUAAUAUGCUGGGCAUUAUUUUUUAUGGUAUCAUCAAUAAGUCCACAAUUACCAUGGAUUCAUUGUCAAAACAUUUGGAACACGGAAACGUGUUUAGAAAGCGCUGACGUCAAUGGAACUUUACCGGGAAACAGAACAUCACCCGUUGUGGAAUUUUUCGAGCGAGAAGUAUUGGAGCUGCACUUGAGUGAAGGGAUUGACGAUUUAGGUUAUCCUAAAUGGCAAUUAGUGUUGUGUCUUCUUGCCGUGUUUAUUAUAAUAUAUUUUGCGCUUUUUAAAGGAGUUCAUUCCUCUGGAAAAGUUGUUUGGGUAACCGCUACAGCACCUUACAUUAUCUUAACCAUUCUUCUAUUCCGUGGGAUUCUUUUGCCUGGAGCAAAAGAAGGAGUGAUAUAUUAUAUUAGUCCUGAUAUAAGCAAGCUUUCAGAUUCUCAAAAUGAAGACUGCAUCAUAACCACAGCAGUAAACAGUUUUACAAGUCUUUAUAGUGGUUUUGUCAUAUUUGUUUAUUUGGGUUAUAUGGCCAAUAAACAUGGUGUACCUAUUAAUAAAGUAGCUGCUGAUGGACAUGGUUUAGUAUUUCAAGUGUAUCCUGAAGCUCUUGCAACUCUUCCAGGAGGUUCAUUUUGGGCAGUUAUUUUCUUUUUUAUGUUAUUAACGCUCGGUCUUGAUAGUGCUAUGGGAGGACUUGAAUCUGUAAUAACAGGAUUAAUGGACGAGUUUAGGGAUUAUCUGCAAUGGAGAUUUAGUAGACAAAUAUUUACCGCUUUUAUUAUAUCCAUAUCUUUUUUUAUUGGAAUAAUUAAUGUCACCAGGGUAAGAUAA